AUGUCGCUACCUGCUGCAGGCCCUAGAGGGCUUGCUACUAGUUCGAUAGGCAAGGCCAGAAAUCAAGCAGGCAAAACAAACACGGGAGGUAUCAGAAGUAAGGCCACGUUGACCAUUCGCAUGAAAGACUUUGAGCCCAUGGCCAAAUGCACCACGAAGAAUAUGAUGGGAACUAGGAUUCCAGCAUCUAUUGCGGGGUAUUCCAACGAGGACAUUCAGAUCACUGAACAACAUGCGGCUUUCAAAGAAAUUCUCGACAAGACACUCGACAUAUUGCGCCCCUUCAUCAAAACGAAUCGUCGGAAGAAGGCUACCGAAGCAACUGCGGAAGACUUCCACGCUCAUACACACAUACUCCAGGAUAAUCUCUCAAAUCACACCAUCAACGAGACAGUGAAAUCGCAGCAAAGGACGAAGCCUACUGUUGCGGAAGAUGAUAACGCAGAAGAAAGUGUCGAAGAAAAUGGCUAUACUUUCUUUGGCCUACCACGUGUUCAUAUCAAAAGAGACAAACGUGAACUAGAAGUAGAGGUUUACUUUGAGAUCAUGACGUUUCUUGUCGAGAUUCAGGAGAUUGGCGACACAAUCCUCGAUAUCUAG
This is a messenger RNA of Pyrenophora tritici-repentis Pt-1C-BFP, 600 nucleotides long. RefSeq lists its product as uncharacterized. NCBI's taxonomy places the organism in Eukaryota, Fungi, Ascomycota, Dothideomycetes, Pleosporales, Pleosporaceae. The record is from RefSeq and is a predicted model, not a curated record.